Hyla sarda is the source of this 8948-nucleotide messenger RNA. It is a transcript of the gene KCNN3, whose product is annotated as potassium calcium-activated channel subfamily N member 3. Lineage: Eukaryota; Metazoa; Chordata; Amphibia; Anura; Hylidae. The record is from RefSeq and is a predicted model, not a curated record. The transcript is spliced from 9 exons. Gene Ontology annotation, biological process: potassium ion transmembrane transport. Gene Ontology annotation, cellular component: neuron projection; plasma membrane; neuronal cell body. Gene Ontology annotation, molecular function: calmodulin binding; small conductance calcium-activated potassium channel activity. The coding region runs from base 143 to 2173 and encodes 676 amino acids.
CAGCUAUAGAGAGAGAAGGCAGGAUCUCAGCUCCGAGUCCCCAGCACCUUCCCAUACAAUGACAUGAGAUUGCACACAGAGUGUCAGGAUUGGGGGGCUGAAGGCAUCUCAUCCUCACAUCCACACCACCACCACCACCAUCAUGGACACCUCUGGGCACCUUCAUGAUUCAGGGGUCGGCGACAUGGACGAAGAACCCAAGUGUCACUGCCCGUUAUCGGGGGACUCUGCCAACCAGCUGCAGAGCCAGAGCUACCAUCACAGCCUGUUGCACUCGUCCUCGCCAUCAGCUUUCAGGGCACCUCCUUCCAACAACUCCACUGUCCUCCACCACCCUUCUUCCUCCAGGCAGGGCAGCCAGCUCAAUUUAAGUGACCACUUGGUUGGACACUCUCCAACUUCAGCGUCUACAAGUGGGGCUGGCGGAGGAUGCAAGCACAGACAAGCCAGUCCUCUCGUCCACAGAAGGGACAGCAACCCAUUCACCGAAAUAGCCAUGAGCUCUUGUAAAUACACAGGGGGGGUGAUGAAGCCCCUCAGCCGACUAAGUGCCUCCAGAAGGAACCUGAUAGACUCAGAGCCUGAGAGCCAACCUCUUCAGAUCUUCAACUCCAGCAACGCUCCCGAGAUAGUCAUAUCUUCCAAGGAUGAGCACCACUCCAACCAGAAUUUGCACCACCACCAUCCCAACGCCACACAGAACCACCAACACUCAGGCAAUAACACCGCCACCACCAAUUACCCCAAACCCAACAAGAGAAAGCAUCAAAAUAUUGGAUAUAAAUUGGGACAUAGGAGGGCGCUUUUCGAAAAACGGAAGAGGCUCAGUGACUACGCUCUGAUAUUCGGGAUGUUUGGAAUAGUUGUCAUGGUCAUUGAGACAGAACUGUCAUGGGGUUUGUACGAAAAGGACUCAAUGUUUUCUCUGGCCCUGAAAUGCCUUAUAAGUUUAUCCUCCAUCAUUCUGCUGGGACUGAUCAUCGCUUAUCAUGCCCGAGAGGUGCAGUUGUUCAUCAUAGACAAUGGCGCUGAUGACUGGCGGAUCGCCAUGACAUACGAGCGGAUUUUCUACAUCAGCCUGGAGCUGCUCAUCUGCGCCAUUCACCCGAUCCCCGGGGAGUACAAGUUCUUCUGGAACGCCCGCCUGGCCUUCUCCUACACCCCGUCGCAGGCGGAGGCGGACGUGGACAUCAUCCUGUCCAUCCCCAUGUUCCUGCGGCUUUACCUUAUCGCCCGGGUCAUGCUCCUGCACAGUAAACUCUUCACAGACGCCUCGUCCCGCAGCAUCGGGGCCCUCAACAAGAUCAACUUCAACACCCGCUUCGUCAUGAAGACCCUGAUGACCAUCUGCCCGGGCACCGUGCUCCUCGUCUUCAGCAUCUCCUUGUGGAUCAUCGCUGCCUGGACCGUGCGGGUCUGCGAGAGGUACCAUGACCAGCAAGACGUCACCAGCAACUUCUUAGGUGCCAUGUGGCUGAUCUCCAUAACGUUCCUGUCCAUUGGUUACGGUGACAUGGUACCGAACACCUACUGCGGGAAGGGUGUGUGUCUGCUAACUGGCAUCAUGGGCGCUGGUUGUACUGCCUUAGUGGUGGCUGUGGUCGCUCGAAAGCUGGAGCUUACCAAAGCUGAGAAGCACGUCCAUAACUUCAUGAUGGAUACGCAGUUAACUAAACGGAUAAAAAACGCAGCAGCCAAUGUCCUCCGGGAAACAUGGCUGAUUUACAAGCACACAAAACUGCUCAAGAAGAUUGACCAUGCUAAAGUCCGCAAGCACCAGAGGAAGUUCUUGCAGGCGAUUCAUCAGUUAAGAAGUGUGAAGAUGGAGCAAAGGAAGCUGAGUGACCAAGCCAACACCUUGGUAGAUCUCUCCAAAAUGCAGAGCGUGAUGUACGACCUUAUAACGGAGCUCAAUGACCGCAGUGAGGAUCUGGAGAAACAGAUUGGGAAUUUGGAAACCAAGCUGGACCAGAUCACUUCCACCUUCAACACUCUUCCUGUCCUGAUCGUGGACACCCUGCGCCAGCAGCAGCAGCACCUUUUGUCUGUCAUAAUGGAGUCACGGGCGCUGGGAGUUGCGGUGGGAACCCCACAGACUCCCCUUUUUGACAGUCCUAUGGGGAUCAGUUCGGCAUCUUUUCCCACACCGCACACCAGCUCCAGUAGCUGCUGACUGGCCAGACUUGUGUUGUGGAUGGUGGACCUCCAAGUCAUAGUAAGAUCACAUAGGAAACAUCAGGAAUGUUGGCUACGUAACUAUCAUGUAAUAUCAGCUAACCUUGAGUAGAACUUCUUGUAGAAAAGCCACUUAACAAUGAGGAACUGCUUGAAGGUUGAGACAUUACGAUGGCGCACCUUCCCUAUGGUGGCGCACCUUCUCGUUCACUGCCAAGUAACCUGCGAUGCUUAGUGGAGAAGGAACUGUUACAAUCCUGCUUCCUCCUGCCAACACCUUCCCCAAUCUUCCUAGUAUUGUCCUUUUUCUUCUAAUACUGCCCUCCAAUGUUGCGGCACUUCCAUGGGGGCGAAUGCCAGUGCAAGCAUAUUUAACCCUUUGAGAAGUCUUGGCCUCAUCCUUUUCUUACAGAUGUCUUUAUAAGUGCCUGCACAUUGAAGGCCAUUACUGUCACAACCAAGAGCGCCCCCUUGUGGUUAGGCCUCCUUAAGGUCCUCCUCUAGAGUUAUUAGUUGACGUCAAUUGGUCUUGCAAUUUAGAGGACAUGGAAGUCCUUGUGCUUUCAUACACUGAAUUUCUGUGCUUGGCAUAUAUAUAUGCUACACUUAUAUCCAACAAACUGCUGGGUCAAAGGUGACGCAAAAGGUGGUACCACAACUGUACCCGAUCGCUUCAGGAUGGUGAACGCAAAUAAUCAGUUAUUCACUGCGUAACAUAAAUCUACCUGCGCUAAACGUGGGGGCAGUCGCCACUUCUGUACGUAUGUUUUGCACCAAGACACAACCAAAAACAAGGAAAACAGAACAGGAGAAAGAAUAUGUCUAGUGGCCCGAACAGGUCCAGAUGUUGAACUGAUGACAGAGCGGAGUGCGGUAUAUGAAUCACUGUGCAUCUACCUACAGCCAGGAUCCUACGCUGUAGAUUAGGGAAAGGAGCUCACUUUAGGGGACUAAGCUACAAUACGCCUUCCCCUCCGUUUUAACAAAAAAAAAAAAAGAAAAAAAAAAGAUAUAUAUUUAUAUAUUUAUGCUACAAACAAUCAAAACCUGAGUGUCAGAUCCCGACAGAACGCAGAUAUUUACAUAAGUUAGGGGGCUGACUACUCUGUCGCUGGGGCCAUUUUUCUAUUACUAUAUCAAGUCCGGCGAAAGGUAGAUAGAUGAAAAAAUAAAUAAAUUGGCUUAUACUGUGCCCCUGAUAGCAUAAAAGGGGCCCCCCAGACUGUGCCCUUUAUGUUUGAACACAUAGGGCUGGGUUUCCAUAUAGCGGUGGUACAAAGGUAAACUAAAUACAUCCAUAAAGAGGCAACAUCCAGCUGGCCAACAGUGCAAAGAGGGCUCAAAGGAAAAUUUGGGGGCAUUUGCCCUCUUAUUGGUUAAUAUCAUGUAACAAUAUAACAAGGUCGGCUUGAUGACCGUCCCUCAUGUUCUUCAUGCUCUGAACCAUAUUUUAGAGCUGUAGAAAAAAAUAUUAUAUAGUGCUGGGGCCCUGGUAACAUAGAUAAUAAAUAUAUAUAUAUAUAUAUAUAUAUAUACACAUACUUACCUUCCCCUGGCCCCACCACUCCUGUUGUUUUUCCACGGGUCAUCUCUUCAACCUGCUUCCGAGAGAAAUAUUAGAGCAGGACCUUCCCGCUCAGCCAAUCAUCCUGCACCGAGCGUUCAUCUCAGAAGCAGGCUGAAGAUACAAGUGGUGGGGGACUGGAAGGAGCAGGUAAAUAUUUAUAUAUUUAAAAAAAUAUUUUAUCAGGGUCCCAGCACGAGGAGGAGGUCCCAUGUCCCACUGUUUGAAUGGAGCGGUGGUUGGACCCCUCCAUACAACUCUACGGGCCAGAUGAAGUUUUUUGAGCGCUGUACCCGCUAUCUCCGGGAGGCCCACAGAGUUGUAUGGACUGGUAACGCACAUUUGAAAACAGAGGGACAUAGAAUACCCAUCCUUGUGAUCGGUGGGGUUCCCAGCAGUCAGACCCCUGCUGAUCAUAUGCUCAUCACCUGUCCUGCAGACGUUCAUGGGAAAGUCAGAGUUGCUCAGAGUUAAAGAAACCAAAUAAAAAGAAAACAGUGUCACAACUGUCCAUAGGUCAUCUAUGGUAUUGAAAGUUAGUUCAAACUUAGGUGCCAUCUAAGAGGAUGGCACCUAAAGUGUAAGGUUUUCCCAAAGUCGGACAAAUACUUCAAAGUCACAUGGGGAGUACAGCUUCCCUGUCACAUGGGGAGUACAGCUUCCCUGUCACAUGGGGAGUACAGCUUCCCUGUCACAUGGGGCAUAGCGCUUCCCUGUCACAUGGGGCAUAGCGCUUCCCUGUCACAUGGGGCAUAGCGCUUCCCUGUCACAUGGGGAGUACAGCUUCCCUGUCACAUGGGGCAUAGCUUCCCUGUCACAUGGGGAGUACAGCUUCCCUGUCACAUGGGGCAUAGCGCUUCCCUGUCACAUGGGGCAUAGCGCUUCCCUGUCACAUGGGGAGUACAGCUUCCCUGUCACAUGGGGCAUAGCUUCCCUGUCACAUGGGGAGUACAGCUUCCCUGUCACAUGGGGCUUACUGCUUUCCUGUAUCAUGGGGAGUACCCUGUCACAUGGAGCGUACCACUCUCCUGUCACAUGGCGCACAACUCCCCUGUUCAGAGCUCUUUAGUGCCUCCUAGUGGCAGAAAGUCAUGACUACAGUGUUCCAUUGAGUGCCAAAGCUCUACAUUUCUACUAAUAUAUUCACAAUACUAUUUAUAUUCCUUUUUAAUCUUCUAGAAUGUAGCCGAAUUUUCCUCCUCCUCAGUUUUAUCAAAUGCAGAAAAGAGGAAACGUGUAAAUGAUUUCUAGAGGAUAUAUUGGGAUAGACAAAGCAUUAUAUAACAUUUCUAUGGAGUCUGGGAUGUAGGGUCAUCGUGUAGAUCCAGACAUGGCUAGCUGGUCUCGUUCAUUGCUGGUAUCUCCAUAUAGUGCCAUGUGUAUAUCUGCGGUAUUGAUGCAGCUUUCGGAAAGGCCAUAACUGUGCGCUCAACCACAACCAUGAAGCCCUCCAUCUUUGUUUUAACUGCACCCAGUAAUGGAACAUGUGGGACUGGGCCAAUAAAAGUCACUUUGUGUCAUUGCACAGCAGCUCCCUCUAGUGGUUGGGGGUGACAAUAUCCAUAGGGAUUGAAUGUAUCAGUGAUUUAAAUCUGUAUAAUUCAAUAGAUGACACUUCAUAUAUGUCAUAAACCACAAACCUUUAGCACUGUCCAUGUAUCCUGCAGAAUAUCUCACCAUUGACCCCUCUGCAGAACAUUGCUGUGUUCCAUCCAUCCUCAUAUAUGGCAUUUUACUUCUAUUACGGGCAAGUAGUGAACUCUACACAAGUGGCCGAUCAAAGGGCCGGUUUACACGCCUUUACAUGGGGCUGGAUGUGUCUUGUAAAGUGAUAGGAUCCCUUUCUGAUCAGUGGUAUCAGAGGUCCCCUCCCCCGAUCAUAUAGUCAUAUGCCAUCCAGGAAUGUGCACAGACAUUUUGGGGGGCAAAGUCCCAACUGAAAAAAUGGGCACUUCAUCAAGAGCGCAGGGGCUCAAGCCCCCUUUCUAGUUUUUGUGUGCACGUCCUAGAUGCCAUCACUUUGGGGCCCCCCGUGAUGCCUAGAAAGGCAUGUGAAUCCCCCUGUGCGCUGUAGAUACGCGAACACUGUACUUGUGUAUCUCUGGCGAUCCCAUAGAGAAUGCAUGUAGGGUGUAUAUCGACCCCAAGCUCAGCGUACAGGGAGAUUAGGGCACUGUUAUGGAGAUCAUGGGGGUCACAGAGGUUCGGAGCAUGGGUAACGACAACCCCUGACAAUCAUGAUGGACUCCCCACACUAAGGGCCCUAUUAAAUGGCCCAAUCCUGCGUGUAAAUGUCUGCCAAUCUCGUAAAAUAUAGGUAGGCCGAAGGAAGCGACUUCAUUCAGGUCCGAUGUUUCUCCAGAUGAAAAAGAAAUCCAGGAGUCUCCAUGUAAUCCUCAUAACCAAACCCUGGCGCUAGCAUAAAAAUGUAAAUAAAUCUACAAGUAAAAGGGCGGGAGGUGACAGACCUUACCGAGCUGUGGAGAAAACAUAGCCCUAUAUAUGGGAAGGAAUAAAUAAAAAACUCCUACAGCAUGGAGUGUGGAGGGAGAUGUGGGUUGUUCUCAGAUGUCCGUAAAAUGUAAGAGGGCAAACAUAAGGAAAAUGGGAAAAUUAGAAAAGAAAAACAUACAGGAGGCAAAAGGAAGACAACGGGAUAGAAAAUUUACAUUGAUGUGUCUGGAAAAUAGAGAAUGUUCAAAAAAGGAAUAAGAAAUAAUGGAGGAAACGAGUCAAUGUCUGAGAGAAGUGUUAGAGAUAUGGAAACGCUGCACGGAAAUCAGAACUAAAACCAAAGAGAACAGGGUUCUCCUGGAGGAUGGGGACAAGUGAUAUCACUGUUCACUCACCAAUCGGCCAAGGAGAUGGCGGCCAUCACAUCAGCCGUCAGGUGGACACGGACAUUGUAAGGGCUUCUCUCCUUCUAACAUCAGUUUAAAGGCUUAAAAUAGGGGAAACAAACCUACUUACCUAGUCCGGUCCCCUGCAGCCCCUCAUCUUCUGUCAUCUUUCUGAGAUAAGCUCUGAGUGAAGGACCUGCCGGUUAAGCCAAUCACAGGCUGAGAUGGGACAGACAGUGAUUGGCUGAGCCGGCAGGUCCUGCAUUGAGUGUUUGUCUCUGAAGCCGGAAGAAGACAGAAGAUCGUGGGACUGGACACUUCCAAGAGGGAGUUGUGGGGAUGUUUGAUUUAUACUGGAUUACCUCUUUAUUGUGGAGAAACAUCGGCCAUGAACAGAUCGUCUCCUUUCAUACAUGUGAGGGAUGAGUAAAUGUCCGGCUAUAAGACAUUGUUUAGUGUCAUUUCCUAUAAAGUAAUCAAGCCGGGGUCCAUCCUCCGACCGCGGGGAGGCCAUUAUGGACUUACCUUGUAUCCUGUGAUCAUCCAUACUCCAUAUUAGCCAUGUACUUACCCUCCAUCCUGUGAUCAUCCAUUCUCCAUAUUAGCCGUGUACUUACCUACUAUCCUGUGAUCAUCCAUUCUCCAUAUUAGCCGUGUACUUUCCUUCCACCCUGUGAUCAUCCAUUCUCCAUAUUAGCCCUGUACUUACCUUCCAUCCUGUGAUUAUCCAUUCUACAUAUUUGCCGCGUACUUACCUUCCAUCCUGUGAUCAUCCAAUCUCUAUAUUAGCCAGGUACUUGCCUUCCAUCCUGUGAUCAUCCAUUCUCCAUAUUAGCCGGGUACUUACCUUCCAUCCUGUGAUCAUCCAUUCUCCAUAUUAGCCAGGUACUUACCUUCCAUUCUGUGAUCAUUCAUUCUCCAUAUAAGCCAUGUACUUACCUUCCAUCCUGUGAUCAUCCAAUCUCCAUAUUAGCCCUGUAGUUACCUUCCAUCCUGUGAUCAUCCAUUCUCCAUAUAAGCCAUGUACUUACCUUCCAUCCUGUGAUCAUCCAAUCUCCAUAUUAGCCCUGUAGUUACCUUCCAUCCUGUGAUCAUCCAUUCUCCAUAUAAGCCAUGUACUUACCUUCCAUCCUGUGAUCAUCCAUUCUCCAUAUUAGCCCUGUAGUUACCUUCCAUCCUGUGAUCAUCCAAUCUCCAUAUUAGCCAUGUACUUACCUUCCAUCCUGUGAUCAUCCAUUCUCCAUAUAAGCCAUGUACUUACCUUCCAUCCUGUGAUCAUCCAUUCUCCAUAUUAGCCCUGUAGUUACCUUCCAUCCUGUGAUCAUCCAAUCUCCAUAUUAGCCAUGUACUUACCUUCCAUCCUGUGAUCAUCCAUUCUCCAUAUAAGCCAUGUACUUACCUUCCAUCCUGUGAUCAUCCAUUCUCCAUAUAAAGGCCAUUGUUGUGCACAUUCUGUUAAGUCCGGCAUAUGUUGGUGAUUGGACACCUAGACGUCAGAGUGGACUGUCCCACGCCCAUCGCUAUUUUUCGGGAUCGGUCAGGGAGUUUUGCAUGUGAUCUUUGCAUGAAAUAAGUGGCACCUACAGUCCAUCCUCCAUUUCAUCAGUCAUUUUGGGGAGAUGACUGAUAAGUCUGAGAAAACGUUACUUAUCUGAUAUUGAAUUGAGAUGUCGCGGGGAAGGCUGGGAUUGGUGAGCAACAUGUGGCCAUAGGGCUGUAUCCAUCUAGUCACUUUAUAGGGCAUUAGGAGCCCCGUUAUGAGUUCAGCUGGGGGUUCUCCUCUUCUAGGUGGCUCGGUAGUGGUCCCCUGUCCACAGCUGGUGCAGAUGACUUCUAUGUCGUGAACCAGUUUGUGUUGUGGAAUUACCAGUUCCAGCCCCGAUAUUUGGAGGUCUCUGGGGUAGUGGGGGUAGAAAGUUGUCUCCGGCCCUUGUUCAGUUUACCGUAUUUGAGUGCGUUUUGGGCCAACAAGACCCUGACUAUAACCAGUUGCGCUCCUGUACAGCGGCAGACAAUUACCUCUGCUUUAUAACACAAUUCUCCCACCGCCCGGUCCUGAGGUGAGGUUUGGGCCGAUCCCGGAGACUUGCUGUGCAGAAAUCGGCCAUAUCUGUAUUGCAGAAUGUAGACUGUUGUCAUCUCCAUCGCUGUCCUCGGCCGGCGUGCCGAUGGUGACCCGUCCAUCUCCUUUUAUUUUACUAAGAUAUGUAUCUUCCUUCUACGUAUUUUUUUAUAUUUUAUAAUAAAGAUAUCCUUAUCCCAGCAAGCUAUUUUUUAAUCUUUCUAUCUAGACAGAAUGCUGGUGGGGCGCGCGCUCUCGUGCAGGCGCCGUCGCUCUUAUCCUUGGGAAAUAAAAUAAGAUAUUUGCU